AUGGAUUCAGAACACUUAACAGAUGAGGAAGAACUUGAUAUUAAACAAAAAUUCAUUGAUGCAGAUAGUAUAAUCAAAACAACAACAUUAAAAUCCUUAUCAAUGGUUCAAAAUAAAUACUAUAGCACAUUAAUUGAUGUACAAGAAAUAGCAAAGAGUCUUGAAGGUAUUACCUCUAUUUCAAAAGGAAGUUUAACUAUUGAAAUCCCAUCUGAAUAUUGA
Messenger RNA from Dentiscutata erythropus, 222 nucleotides. The record is from the annotation of a GenBank genome assembly. Lineage: Eukaryota; Fungi; Glomeromycota; Glomeromycetes; Diversisporales; Gigasporaceae.